Dimorphilus gyrociliatus is the source of this 1198-nucleotide messenger RNA. NCBI's taxonomy places the organism in Eukaryota, Metazoa, Annelida, Polychaeta, Dinophilidae. The record is from the annotation of a GenBank genome assembly.
AAUGGAAUUGCGUACUCUAUUAGAACUUGAAGAACAUAGGAAACAACACUACAGAAAUAUUAAUGAAAUAAGCAUUAUAUCUUCUCCGUGCAGUUUUGAAUAUUUCUUCAUAAAUCAUUUAAAGCCAAAUAUUCCAUGUAUCUUUGAUACUUGGCUAACUGCAAAUUGGAAGGCUGUUAAAGAAUGGGUAAAAGAUGAUCAAAUCAAUGAUGAUUUUAUGAUCAAGAAAUUUGGUGACAUGAAUGUUCCGGUGGCUAAUUGCAGUAAAAUUAAAUAUGAUUCUCAGGAAAAAAUAGCAAUGAACUUUAAAUCUUAUUUUAAUUACAUAAAAGACACCGAAUCAAAUAGUAUCGAUGAUAUACUAUACUUAAAAGAUUGGCAUUUUCAAAAAGAAUCCAACUAUGAUGCUUAUGAUUUACCUAUUUUUUUUGAAACUGAUUGGAUGAAUGAGUUUUGGGAUAAACGAGACGAUGAAAAAGAUGAUUAUAGAUUUUUGUACUUUGGACCGAAAGGUUCAUGGACACCUUUUCAUAGUGAUGUUUUGAGAUCGUACAGUUGGUCUGCAAAUAUAUGUGGGAAAAAAAAAUGGAUCAUUUUUCCGCCUGGAGAGGAGCUUAAACUGAUGAACGGUUCAAGAUUACCUGUUGAUUUAAGAGAUUCCGAAAAAUUUGAGGAACUGAAGAAAAAUAAUUCUAUCAAGUUUUUCGAAGUUUAUCAAAAUAGUGGACAAACAAUUUUUGUUCCUAGUGGAUGGUUUCAUCAAGUUUUCAAUGAGGUUACAACUCUAUCCCUCAAUCAUAAUUGGACAAAUGCAUGUGGAAUAGAUCUAUUGUGGAAGCAUUUAUUAUAUAAUUUAAAAUUGGUAGAGAAAGAAAUUGACGAUUGCAAAGAUAUGGAUAAUUGGACAGAUACGUGUCAGGCGAUAUUGAAGGCCGAAACUGGUAUGGACUUUAACAUAUUCGAACAAUUUAUAAACACAAUAUAUGAAAGAAGAAAAAGGUAUCUACACCAGAGUUUUGAUGAAAGUAAGAAAACUGGAGAAGCUAAAAUUUAUCACCAUGCAGACUUAAACAAAACAGACUUUAUAAAAUUGGAAUUAAAAGCAAUUAUGAUCGUUCUGAAAGAAUACGAACUAUUCAAUAAAAAGUCUGUAAUUGAUAUUAAUGAGUUUAAAAAACUGAACAUUGAUAUUGAAUAA